CCAACAUGAAGGGCGUUGUUUCGAUCUGCUGUUUUAUCUCUCUUCUGGCUUUGGCCACACCAGAAGAAGAAGAGGUAGUGGAAUCCAUUCUGAGAGACCGAUCUCACAUUGAGGAGACCCUAAGGUUGGCAGCAGAUGAAAACGCCGGAGACUAUGUGGCUGCUCUGCAAAAACUAAGGAAAAUUUACCACAACUCCAUCAGGCCUGUGGAACAUGCGUACAAGUACAAUGAGCUCAGACAACACGAGAUCUCAGCCUAUCCUGGACGCACCCUGGGGGAUUCGGCCACAGAUGGAGAGAUCGCCUCUAAGCCCAUGGUCCUGUUUCUUGGCCCCUGGAGUGUAGGCAAAUCUUCCAUGAUCAACUAUUUGCUGGGACUUCAGGACACACCGUAUCAGCUAUACACAGGAGCUGAGCCCACUACCUCUGAAUUCACGGUGAUCAUGCACGGUGAGAAAGUCCGGUCUGUGGAGGGUAUUGUUAUGGCUGCUGACAGCUCUCGAUCCUUCUCACCCCUGGAGAAGUUUGGCCAGAACUUUCUAGAGAAACUAAUUGGCAUUGAGAUGCCUCACAAGCUCCUCGAGCGCGUCACCUUCGUGGACACUCCUGGGAUCAUCGAGAACCGCAAACAACAGGAGAGAGGCUAUCCCUUCAACGAUGUGUGCCAGUGGUUCAUUGACCGUGCUGACCUAAUCUUUGUGGUAUUUGACCCCACCAAGUUGGACGUUGGCCUAGAGUUAGAGAUGCUCUUCAGGCAGCUGAAAGGUCGAGAGUCACAGAUCCGCAUCAUCCUCAACAAGGCAGACAGCCUGGCCACCCAGGAUCUCAUGCGUGUGUAUGGUGCCUUGUUCUGGAGCUUGGCACCCCUCAUCAAUGUAACCGAGCCCCCGCGUGUGUACGUCAGCUCCUUCUGGCCUUAUGACUAUGCCCCUGAUACCAGCCGUGAGCUCUUUAAGCGUGAGGAAAUCUCUCUCCUGGAAGACUUGAACCAAGUAAUUGAAAACCGUUUGGAGAAUAAGAUUGCCUUUAUUCGCCAGCAUGGCAUCCGUGUGCGUAUUCAUGCCCUGCUGGUCGACCGCUAUGUGCAGACAUUCAAGGAGAGGAUGAGCUUCUUCAGUGACCCUGAGGAAGUGUUUAAGGAGAUUGUGGACGACCCAGACAAGUUCUAUAUCUUCAAGUCUAUCCUGGCCAAGACCAACGUCAGCAAGUUUGAUUUGCCUAACCGUGAUGCUUACCGCGAUUUCUUUGGCAUCAAUCCAGUAAGUGGAUUCAAGCAGCUCUCGGCCCAGUGCUCUUACAUAGGAGGUUGUCUGCUGGAAAAGAUUGAGAGAGCCAUCACCAGUGAUCUUCCAGGCCUCCUGAGUAGUAUCCACUCCAAAAAGAACCCAGCCCUGUCCUCCUGCGAGGCCACCGGCUGUGGUGAAAAGCCCAAGAAUCGGUACCGGCGAAACUGAGAGAAGAGAAAGAGAAAAGUGGGAUUGGAGGAGGAAGAAGAGAGAAAAAAAUGAGCAAUAUUGGUAGCAGAGGAGCAGUGGAAACAAAUCCCUCUCCUGUCACAGGUCCGUUUCAGAAGCUGAGGAGAUUUUCUACAUGAGAAGAAUUCUUUAGUGUUAUUUUGGUGGAUAAAAGAACUAGGGAUGGGGGAUACCUUGAUAAAAUAAAUUUUUUGGGGGGGCUGGGUCAUAAGAAGUUCUAGCAAGGUUAUACGGCAAGAGGAUGCAAGCUUACCAAAAUAAAACUCUCCAGCUUAUUUUUGGGGGUUUUACGUUUGUGAACUGUCAUCAGUUUGGAAAGAAAAUGAGUACACUGGGGGAAAAUUUUUACUGCUACACAAACAAGACAAAGGAAUAUUCUGAGACUGACAAAUUCAGUAUAAGCUGCCUUAAAUAUGAAUAAGAAAAAAAGAAAGAAAAAUAGAAAAAGAAAGAAAUAGCUGUUAAUUCUUUUGGCAAGUUUUGUAUAAAAUCGAUGAAGGUUGUAGCUUAGUAAGCAAAGUGUUUAUAAAAAGGAACUGAACAGAUCAGCUCAUGAUUACACAUUCUGUUUUGUUAAUUUUUUCACUGCCAUAAACUCAUACCUAGACUGGUAUCUUUAAUUCUCGUGUUUCUUCUUACUCACUUAAUACACAUUGUGUUGGUAAAUCAGAUCUGCUCUCGGUUCUAUUUCCAUGUGAACAGAACAAAACUUUGAAUAUGGCUCAGCUGUAACCCAAGUCAGGGCCUAAUUUGGCUUUAGAGUAUUAUUUGCCCAUGUGUUUUAACUGUAUAGCUAAUAUUUAUUGAGAAAUGAGUAAACAGUAGAGUGUCAUGAAAAUCAUGUGAAUAAAAAGGUUUGUGAACAUAA
Trichomycterus rosablanca is the source of this 2343-nucleotide messenger RNA. It is a transcript of the gene srlb, whose product is annotated as sarcalumenin. The record is from RefSeq and is a predicted model, not a curated record. NCBI's taxonomy places the organism in Eukaryota, Metazoa, Chordata, Actinopteri, Siluriformes, Trichomycteridae. Bases 6 to 1454 code for a protein of 482 amino acids. The transcript is spliced from 7 exons. Gene Ontology annotation, molecular function: GTP binding.